Ruditapes philippinarum (Manila clam) is the source of this 3604-nucleotide messenger RNA. RefSeq lists its product as uncharacterized. The record is from RefSeq and is a predicted model, not a curated record. Lineage: Eukaryota; Metazoa; Mollusca; Bivalvia; Venerida; Veneridae. The transcript is spliced from 5 exons. The coding region runs from base 5 to 3373 and encodes 1122 amino acids.
CAAAAUGGCGCUAGAGGAGCAGACGAAAAAUCAAAAUUAUAAGCUAUGGUUUAGAGGUUGUUUGGGAUUUAAGAAUUUAAGGGAGGGACUUGCUGAGACAGUGGAUACUAUCGUAAAAAAUCAACACGAGGAUUUUGUAAAGAAUCUUACCUGCACAGAAUGUGAUAAAUGCUCUUUGAAAACGCUUUUACCGAACCAUGUGAAGGUUAGCAAUAAAUGUACAAAAGGAAGAACAAAAUGUUUUUGUAUCAUGCAUUCUAAAAAUGGGAUGUCAUGUCCGAAUUCAUUUUGUGGGAGUGUAUACGACAGUAUAGUUGAUGAUUACUUGUUUUCUGAACCAAAUUGGUCAAACACGGAUCUGGCAAAAUGGGGACACAGCUAUUUUGAAAUAGCGAAAUGCUAUAUUGGUUCGUCCGGAUAUAUGGAUAAACAUACUAUAGAGGAAGUAGACUGUAGUGCACUUAUAAACAUAAUCAUCAAUAACAGGGCAUUUGAACGUUUAUUUCGGAAAGCAGCUCAAGAUCCGUCAGCACUUUUUAUUCAGGCACGAGAUGACAGAAAUUACCUUUUCCAUUCACCAAACCUGGAACUUUCCGAUGACAAGCUUAAAAGCAUGACUGAUAAUAUGAUGAAUCUGCUUACCUUACCCGGAAUUAUAGACACUGAAGGAAAGGUCCAACAAUCGAGGGAAAAUAUUCUUCAGAUAAGAGAUGGCAACAUAGGUGUAUCUACAAGAGACGAAAUAGAUGUUCAAGAGGAAAUAAUGAAAGAAUUAAAUUUAAGGAAUCAGGAAGCUUUUCAGGAAAAAAUUCAGAAAAGCAAACAAGAGGUGCUAGAUCAGUUGUCAUGUCUAAAGGAACAUUGUGAAGCAAAAGUAAAUGAUAUUGUAGAUAAACAGAAAACAACAGAGGCAGACUUAGCACAAAUAAGAGCUGAAUUAAAGAAACAUUGUGAAAUGGUAGACAGUAACUGCAAGGACUUGGAUUGUAAACAGAAGGAAUCAGUAUCAUCGCUGGCAAACCUGCUUGCUUAUGUGAAAACUCUAGACUCUCGAUUUGGAGGAUAUGAAGCAAACCAAACGGCCAUAGAGAAUAAAAUAUCAGAACUCAACCAAACCAUUGACACUCAUUUGGUUGUUAAAUUAGAUAAAGAAAACGAGAGGUCAAUGUUAGAUGAUGCAUCAGCAAAACUUCGAAAAAGAUACGAGUACACGCAGAAUAAAGAAGGUCUGCAGAAAAGACUUUGCGAUCAUUACAAGAAAUGUUUAUCCACGAUACCAGUGUCUCCAGUUUUAGAGGCUAUUUCUGGUACAGUUGAUGAGGUUUUUGUUGAGUUUUCAAUUAACACAAAUUUGUCGUGUAAAGAAAAAGUGGACGAAUUAGAUCAAGUCAAUCUCUAUAGAGAGAUAUUGUUUAAAAAUGACAAGUUAUGUAAGAACGUGUAUCUACUCGGUGAAGCUGGAAUGGGUAAAACAACUUGGUGCAAAAAAUUCUUAAAUACCUGGGUAAAUGCAUGUAACAAAAAUCGUGGUAGCGAUAGGUUGCCGUUAGAACCAAGUGCGAAGCAAACAACAGGAAGCAGGGAAACACAUAUUGAUGAGGGCGAUGAUGAUAUUUGUUGUUUGAAACAAUUUGACAUUUUAUUCUACGUUGCCCUACGGCGAGAAUCUCAACAUGAUCUGAUCAUUGAUAUGAUAAAACGUCACCCAAUAGUCACAGAGUUUCGUUUCCAAACAGUUGUAGAGGAUAUCCUCAGAUAUGAAUCAGAAUCAUGCAUAAUUUUGCUCGAUGGCUUAGACGAAUGGGAAAUCGAUAACGACGUUGCAAUUCCAAGUCGAGAAGGUUUGCAUGGGUGUACUGUUUUGACUACAAGUAGAAAGUACAGGACUGUUGGAAUAGAUAAGAUCGACAAUGCAUUCUAUCCCGAUAAAGUUGUUGAAAUGUCUGGCGUCCGAAAUAAAGAACAGCUAAUUAAGAACGUUAUAAGACAGCUGAAUACUGUUAUGAGAAAAGGCAAUAAGAAACAGGACCAUGAUUCAAGUGAAGAAGAUUGCAAACAGUUUAUUAGAGAGGCAAAAGAAAUGAAAGACAGGGAUAUUUCAUUUCAGCAAAGACUUCCAGGAUAUAUGGACAUUCCAUUACUGUUAAUCAUUACCAUAUGCGUAUGGUUUGAUAAGGGUAAAAUUGAAGAUACACUCUAUAAAAACAUGUGUGGAAUUGUAGAAUUUAUGAUAAGAUAUGGUGAAGGUUUUACCCAAGGGGUUUAUAAGAAAAAGAAUAGAUGCUCUGGUAAAUUGGAAGGUAUUGAAAACCUAAAUGAACAGAAAAAAGAAUGGAUAAAACAUGUCCAAACGUUACCGUCUCAAUUUAGGAACAAUGAUGUAAUUGUUCCUUACAGCGGAUUAAUAUCUAAAUUGUCAAAGUUUGCGUUUGAUACUCUUUUCAAUGCCGAGCACAGAAGACGACUCACAUUUUCACAUACAGAGUUAAAUAAAUUCUUUAGUGAUAUUGAGCUUCAUGUGAUAAUGAAGCUUGGACUUUUAUCACAAAGUGAAGUCACAGAAUUGUCCCUUUGUCCAAUGACAAGUCUUUCCUUUAUACACAAUGCAUUUCACCAAUUCUUUGCGGGCAUGUACUUAGCUAGCUCUCUACAAUUUCUUUCACUGAUAAACAGAAGUACAGAAGUUGUUAACAUACUAGCAGAUUACUACAAGGAUCCAGUUGAAACAAAUCUUUUAAACAUGGACAGCGCAAUACUGUUUGCAUGCAAUAUAAAUCCUGUUGGAGGUAGUAAAUUGUCAGAAAUGCUAUUUAAGGAAUUAUCUCCAAGUGAAUACAAUACACACUCCAAUUAUGUCAAUGAUUUCUGUUUGAGAAAUGUGCAAGUAAUACACGAAAAUGAUGAAAACUAUCCAUCGCAGGAAUUUCCUGUUUAUACAGAAAUGAUCUCUGUUUCGAAAAAUCUGAUAAAAGGGAAAAUGAAAUAUUUGAGUAUACUUUUAAAGACAAAUGUAAAACAUCUAACACUUGUUGAAGUGCCCUGUGAAGCAGCACAUGAGAUUCUUGAAAAUUUUAGAGAUAUACUUCCAUCAGAUGCGCUAACGCUUUGUAUUUAUGACGUCAGCCCAAACGCUCAAUGUGCAUCUGUUAUUAAAUCGUUACGAUGUAUACCAGGGCUGAAAAAUUUAGAACUUCGUGGCAUUUCGAGAGAUUCCUCGGAACGGGAACAAUAUGUCUGUUUUGAUCUCACGAACACUGUUCUCAAGAAACUAGAAUUGAAAGGAUUUUCAAAUCUCAAGAUAUUGGUUAGAAAUCAUACUGAAGUUUCAUGUGAUGACGAUACUAAAUAUGAAAUUGAAAUUCAGAAUGUUUAAUAAACUUCUUUAUGAUAUAAAUGUAUUAUGCAUAGCUUUGGGAAAUGUCAACAUCUGUAGGAAAGUACUGAAAUUAAUUCACUGUGUGUCAAAAGUCGUUCGUAAUAACCAACAAUUUCUGUAAAAGACAUGAUGGAUUUGACCAAGAUUCACAGACAUGAUACUUAGGAGGUCAUACAAAAGUUUCAGUCUGGUGCAUGAUAAGGUCACAAAAAAUACAGCUAAAAUAGU